UUAUCUUCUGCCAUCACUACGUCCGAUUUGUUGUGUGUUUACUUGUCGAAGAUAAAUGGACUUGCAGUUACUAAUGCAGCAAAUGUAUAGUGGUGCGUCGGUCAUGACGAUUUCGGAAACGAACAUAGAUGGUUACAGAUACGGUAUUCCAUCUGGCCAGCACCAAGAGCAGCCAAUUUACCCUUUCCUGCCCAAUGAAAACGGUGACCAGUUGGUUGGGCAACUGGAGGACGACGACGAUGAGGAGGAGGACGAGGAGCAACGGACUCUGUUCUGCGGGAAUCUCGACGAGCGCGUGACGGAGGAGAUCCUUUACGAGGUGUUCCUGCAAGCUGGCCCCAUCGAAGGAGUGCGGAUACCGACCGAUAACAAUGGGCGUCCCCGGAAUUUCGGGUUUGUCACAUACCAACGCCUGUGUGCGGUGCCUUUUGCCCUAGACUUGUACCAGGGCCUUGAACUGUUCCAAAAGAAAGUCACCAUCAAGCAGCAGGGCGGCAAGCAGCUACCUGCCUACAACCAAAGUCGUCUGCGCAAUCAGUUCAUGAUGGAGGCUCUACCGCAGCCAUCGCCACUGCGUCACGCCCGACACAGUUUGCAUAACGGCAAGCCGUACGAUCGCAAUCCUUUUGGACACAACGCCGAUCAACGGCGCCGGAGCGACAGCUCCGUAAUGGAACGCAACCGGCUAAAACCACAGCAACACCACCAGCACAUGCAGGGAGGCAGCAGAAGAUCGGACCAACGCUCCAACAACAAACGCAGAUUGCUUUAAGAUUUCACCACAUUUUCGUCUUUAUGUAUACCCUAGUCCUUCAGUUACUCAAAACCAAAAUCAAAAGUUACCGUCUUUAAUCGUUUAAUGAGCUGGAUAUCUGCAGAAAAUUAUGUAUCAAAUGAAGCAGUUU
Molecule: messenger RNA, 905 nt
Organism: Drosophila melanogaster (fruit fly)
Lineage: Eukaryota; Metazoa; Arthropoda; Insecta; Diptera; Drosophilidae
Exons: 1
Coding region: 56-772 (238 amino acids)
Cellular component (GO): nucleoplasm
Molecular function (GO): nucleic acid binding; RNA binding
Source: RefSeq, marked reviewed